UUGCAUUUUGACACCCAUGUCGUCGACCGAUGGCGCGACCGAUCUGCUGCUGGAUAAUGGCCAAGCCAAGUGGAACACCGUCAAGCUCGGCAUGCCAUCACCUAGUGCCGUGGGCCACAAGGUCGUGUUGGACUCGAUCCGCCCAGACUACGAGCCGAGUGCCCCCAACUCGCUCGUCGCGCUACGAAAACGUCCCGCGGUCGCGAAUCCGUACGCGCAAACGUUUCCUCACAUUCCAAAGUCCCCUCCUCGGCACCACUGCCACGCUCCUUCCUCCGGGUCCACGUCGCCCGUAAAGACGACCGUCUCAACUGACCUUCCACCGUGCCCUCGACCAACAACGACACCUUCCACACCAUCGUUGCUGCCUUCGACGAACCAUGUCACAUUUCGAGAGCUUGCGAUUGUAGCCCCCAAGCCUCGCAAAAAUCACACCACGACGCUGUCGUUGCCCAAACCGACCUCCCGAGCAUCCGCGUCGUCAUUCUGGGACCACAGUCCGAUGCCUGCAGCCCCUCGGUUCGUUCCUGGCCUUCGGUCGGACGACUUGAAGUCGAGUCGUCAGCUGGCUCGCCAACGACGGGACUUGGACGCCGUCGCGCACCGGUUGAGCAAGCACGAACGCUGCGGUCCCACGCUUGCCAGUACUUUGGACGACGACCAGUUCACCACCGACCUGGCGACGAUUACGACGCUUGCGCAGAGCUACGCAACCCUCGGUGACUCUGCCACCGCGUGGAAGUAUCGGGGGUUUGCGCUACGAGCACUCGGGGACCGGCACAUGCACAUGUUCGUGAAGAACUUGACACUGCAGUUCUACAGCGACGCCGUCCAGGAUUUUCAGCGGGCGUGCACGCAAUUUGAAGCUCUGGCAGCAUGGCACGUGCAAUCUCGGGAAGGCCGAGACGUCGCGCCUCAUCACAUUCUGGCCGACGAUGAAAGACUGGAACUGCUCCACCUGGACGCAACGCGCGUGGUCCAGGCAUUCGCCGCACACGCAGCCACGACGUCGUUGAAGCAUGCUUACUUUGCCGUGUCGGAAGCAAAGACUAGCCGCACAGGCGUGAGCAACCAUAUUCGAGUCGCAUGCGAGAUGCUUUCGAUUGCGUAUACCGCGUUUGCGUGGCUCGAUCUGGAUACCGUGCACUUGGGGUUCGUCCACUCGAGCAUCGACGCGGCCCAGCACCGCGCCAACUUGCGCGCCGCGUUGUCGCAUGUCGCCAUGGAGCGACAUGCCGCCCUCGAGUCCGAGUGGGCGAAGCAUCGAAUGGACUUCAACAAGCAGGCUGAGAGCUUCCUGCACAUUUCCAAACAGGCUCAGUCCCUGCGCAUCGCGCCCAAGGACAACGUUACCGUGCUCUCGACCAAAGUCGCUGCGUCGAACGUUGAAAAGCGCGCGAUGGCGGCUGUGGUCCAGGUUAUGCACGGCACGGGGGGGAAUUACGUGGUGCGGGGGCACGGCCAACACGUGAAGGAAACGGAGCAAGUAAAGAAGAUGUCGCGCAAGUCCAGCCGCCGCCGCGUGCCAUUGUCUCAGCAUGCCACGACAUCGAACCGCGACGUCGUGCUGAGCACUUUGCUCGCAGAGAAGCGAACGAAAGCACAGAAAGCUCUCUUCGACGAAGACCUUGUGUUUGCGAGUGUCGCUGCCGAAAACGCUGCCAUGGCCAACGCGCAGAAUGCCGCGACAAGAGAGCUCCAAGCGUGGUCGAGUACGCGGGACGAGUGCGACGCGAUGGACGCCGAGUGUGCGCUAUCGUUGGCAGUCGAGUUGAUGAACGAUACGAACAAGGCGACGCAAAAGCAGAACGUUGCGCGAUACGUUGAAGGCGUGAUCGCCGCCGCCGUGCGACGAUGCGUUCGUCCAGCCGUCAUGACUCCGCGUGGUGACGAAAUUGACGACGACACAACGACGAUUGAAGAUGAAACGAGAGAGCACACAAUGGCAAAAGCGUUCUUCGCAUCCGACGUCGAAGCUCAACGAGCAGCCCUUGCGAAUGAAGUCGAGGCGUGCAAGGCCAUGUUUGCUAAGCGGGUCGCAGACAGCGACGAGCAAGUGCGGAAGAUGUGUCUCAAGCUGCAUGAGCGCGCGUUCGCAGAAGACAGCAUCGAAGACUUGGUCUACGAAUCGCUGCAGGACGAUAAGGUGGUGGCCAUUUCGUAUCACCGUCCAUCGACGCCGCCUCAGGCAGAUCAAAGUUGUCGGCAGUUUUGAGUGCAAAGGUUUCGGGUCAAGGGAUUAAUAUUUAAACUAUGAAGCGCACA
Messenger RNA from Aphanomyces invadans, 2265 nucleotides. RefSeq lists its product as hypothetical. Lineage: Eukaryota; Oomycota; Saprolegniomycetes; Saprolegniales; Verrucalvaceae. The transcript has 4 exons. The record is from RefSeq and is a predicted model, not a curated record. The coding region runs from base 17 to 2215 and encodes 732 amino acids.